Fusarium sp. VM40 is the source of this 3462-nucleotide messenger RNA. The record is from the annotation of a GenBank genome assembly. NCBI's taxonomy places the organism in Eukaryota, Fungi, Ascomycota, Sordariomycetes, Hypocreales, Nectriaceae.
AUGCACUUCCACCUACAGCGACUUUCCAAAUUGUUUUCCAAGCGAGGGAAUGGCGAUAGCGAAGUGACUGGGGCGUCUUUCAACGGAACGGACGCGCCCGAUGAAUCGGCACCAGUUGAUCUGAACGGCAAGAAGCAGGAUUCACAACAGAGCGCACGCCAGCCGAAUGCUGAAAAUACAGGUCGUUUGGAGACCGCGGGCACGUCCGACGAGGCUCAAUCUCCUUGUGGCAUAAGAGAAGUGGUUUCCCAGUCAAAUGAGAAUCCCAAUUGUAUCGAUAUAGUAGCCAUUCAUGGGCUUAACGGGCAUCGCGACAAGACCUGGAUUGACAAAGUAACCCGACUGAAUUGGUUGGAGGACAAAGAGUGCCUCCAGAAAGACUUCCCAACAGCUAGAGUUCUUACGUUCGGCUACAACUCCAGGACGUACUUCAGCCGAUCCAUCUCGGAUGUUCGAGACUUUUCCUCUGAGUUGCUUGCCGCCCUAAAAGCGUGGAGGAGGAGCGCAGCAGAACAGUCCAGGCCUCUCAUCUUCCUAUGCCACAGUCUUGGCGGGUUAGUAUUCAAGCAGGCAGUUAUCGAUGCUCACGAGCAAAACCACCAUUACUCUAACAUCCUAGAUAACAUACAUGGAGUUGUGUUCUUUGCUACUCCUCAUCGUGGGUCCGAUCUUGCCUUCUGGGAUGAUAUCGGUACUACGUUAGUUCGUAUAAGUACACUUGGCCACUCGACAAACACAAAACUGUCCAGAGACUUGAGAGUUAACGGAAUACUCCUUAAGUCUAUCUCUGAUUCAUUUGUUCAUAGGGGAGGGAGGUUUAAGAUCAGGAGUUUCUACGAGACACAGCAAAUGCAAAGCCUUCAUUGUGAAGUGGUCAGAAAAGAUUCUGCUAUACUGGGAUGGCCAAAUGAACUUGCCAUAGCUGCAUCAGCCCAUCACUCCAAUAUCUGCAAGUUCCCAUCUCCAUCUGACCAACGAUAUCAGAACACAAUUUCAGCCAUUCAAGAAUUGAUUGGUGGCUCAAGUAAAGGCGCUGCAAUUCUGGGGGAUCAAGUGCAACAACAAUCACCUCAAGAACACCAAGGAUUUACUCGACGGGAGGCUGAGUGCUUGCGAGCAUUGAAUUCUAACUAUGAGGGCCACCUAGCACAGGUGGAAGAUCCUGUGCCUGGUACCUGCGAAUGGGUCCUAUCGCAUGACAAAUGGCGCCAGUGGGACUCGUUGUCAACUCCAGCUCUCCUCUGGAUUACAGCUGGUGCUGGUUGUGGCAAGUCGGUCCUCGCCAAGUUUCUCGUUGAGCAUUUGCUUUCACAGAAAGACUCGUAUCCUCGUAGGCAUGUUUUUCACUUUUUCUUUAAAGAAGGGCUCGAGAACCAAGAUAAUGCUUCAAAAGCCGUGUCUGCCCUUUUACAUCAGCUGUGCUGCUCCCAACGUCACAUCAUUGAACACGUUGUAGAGAAGUACACUAGCACGUCGACUAGGUUAUUCAACCAAUUUUCUUCCCUGUCAGCCAUCCUCAUGACUAUUCUGAAGGACCCAAGAACAAGAGAUAUCGUAUGGGUUUUGGACGGUCUUGACGAAUGCGAUAGACAAUCGCUCGAGCAACUCAUCAAGGCUGUAGCUGCCUAUUUUGAUUUUCAGUCGACAACAAAAGGUUCAAGAAGCUCCGCGUGUUGCUUCAAAAUGGUUAUUCUCAGCCGACCGCAUAAUCUAAUACAGCAGAAACUCCAUUUGCGACGGAAAGAAGACCCUUUAGAUCCACUACCAGCGCCAGCAGUGGAAUCUCGCAACAAAAUGCGACUUAUUGCGGAAGAAGAGAGUGUAGCGAUUGCGAAAGACACCACCUUGUUUGUUCGUUCUAAAAUCAUCGAACUGAGAGAAAAUUCUGAUCUUUUCCCGGACGUGCUACAGCGCCUCGAAGAAAGGCUGAUCAAUGGUGCUGACUUCACCUUUCUGUGGAUAUCCCUCGUGAUCAAACUUGUCGAGGAUACGGAAGUCGAUGGUAUCUCGAUGGCUGAGCUCGAGUCCAUCCUAAACACAACGAGCCUCGACGAUGUAUAUGAAAGAUUUCUGUCAGGCAGGCCAUUACCGUUGAAAGCUCGGAAAGCGUUGAUGCUCGUGCUGGCUGCUGUGCGACCGUUGACACUGAAGGAACUGUGUGUUGCAAUCGAGACACGACAAGAUCAUUUCCCCCAGACCAGUGACGAUGCGCAAGCCCGGGAAAGAUUAAAUAAGUAUGAACUGGAUGAGAGCAGUUUAGGAAAGCGAGUGAGACUAGGAGAAGGCCCAAUUUCAAGCAAAACUGGGACCCGGGGGCUUGGAAGUGAUGCCAGGGAUAGGAAACUCGAGGCUCAUCAGACCAUGAGGGGUCGCAAUACCAAACUCGAUAAGACUGAUAUUCCUAUGCCUGGCUCACAUAGCUCGGCCAAGAUUUCAAGCCUGAGUGCCUUGAAAGAUGUUCUUCGGAAACCUUUCUCCAACCACCUGCGCCAAAUAUGCGGGCACUUUCUGAGAAUUCGAGAUCGCAAAGUAUACCUGGUCCAUCAAACAGCUCGGGAGUUCUUACUAGGCCGAUAUAACACAACAGUUCCAGAGACCGGUUUAUUUGAAGCAAGAGUCCGCGAAACACCAUCCCGCGAUCAUAUGGCGAGAGCAUCAAUGGACACCUCGGGUGAUAUGCAGGUUUCAAUUGGAACUCUUCCAUGUCAGGCCUGGCGCCAUUCGAUAAAACUAGCAGAUGCAAACCGUUAUCUUCUCCAGAUUUGUGCCGACUAUAUCGAGCUUUUUGCUUUUGAAAGGUCUGGAGGAAAAACUCGAUGGGCGAACAAAGAUGCUAUAGCUUAUCUCAAGGAGUGCCGCGAUGACCCACCACGCGCCUUCUUCAAAUACGCCGCCUUUAAUUGGAUCGAUCACUACCGACCAAUUCGCCAGUCCUUUGACUUCUCUUUCGACUACCUCUUAAAGCCGAGCGAACAGCAUUUCAAGGUUUGGAUCAUCGUUCACCGCUCCUGGGUACCUGAGGAGGAACGGCAUGAACUAGAAGCAGGAGGGAUCCCUAUACCCGACGAAUUGAAAAAGUCCAAGGAGUCAGGUGAAAAGGUUCGGGUCAAAUGGUCCAAAGACAGCAUGCAUGCAAGGGCGCUGAACAAAUCGGAUAAGAGGGCGGCAGACCUCGAAGGCGUAUUGGAACAUUUUCAUCUGAACCCCGAAGCAGAGACGGAGACAUACCGUAGCCAGUACCUAGACGGAGAUCAGUACUGGAAGAGAGAUGAAGAUCACCAGCUCAAAUCAGUAGAUGCUGAUGAUUAUGAUAGAAGAGGAGGUGAAGAGGAUGAAAGCAACACGGCUGGGAUUGAGAACUGGAAGAUACCUGACAGGGUACAAUUCUUCUGGCGUCAGAAUCGCAGAGAGGUAUUGGAGACGUUAGAAGAGUGGGACAUCAAGAGCGGUACGGAUAGAUAA